AAGACUGCAAGUGACGUCACUUGCGGAAGCGCAGGUGUAUGAGAGAGCACGUGCCCGAGUCCAGUGCAGUUCUAUGUGUUCUCUUCUUCAGAACCUUGGAGAGCUCCAUUCCCACUGUCCCGCUCGAGUCUGAGCAGAUCACGUGAUCUCUCCUGCCUGGCGAUGAGUCGCCUUCAGAACCACAGUGCCGCAGUUUUUUUUUUUCUUAUUGAUGCAUGAGUGUCGGGUGAAGCGCAGAAAGUUAAAAACACCGAAACACGAGUCACUCCAACAAAAGCAGGAAAAAGCCCCAGAGCCUCCAGAGAAUCGUGACUCGCGGAGAAAGAGCAAUGCGUCACGGGUGGGUGUGGUCUUCGUAUCCACGUACAGACAUACAGUCAUCAAAUAUCCUCACUAUGAUCCUAACGCGCUCAUUCUGCUCCCCUGCCCCCCGUCGCGUUACAUUCAGCGGGGCUGCUCGCUUUACAACUAUUGAUUUCCUCUCUCUCUCUCUCUCUCUCUCCCUCCCUCCUUCUAUCUCUCUCUCUCUCCAUCACUUCUUAUCUUUUCUUCAAGUGCUGCAGAGAGCGCGGCCGCUGCUGCAUUGUGAGGAGAGAAAGAAUAACGCUAAAGGAAGAUCCGCGUUCACGCGCUCAGAUGGCCGCGCGCCCGUGAAAUCUGGACUCGCGCACAUUCGUUCCCUUCUGCUCUGAGUGAAUGAAGCUGUCCGUCAGAAGGAACCACAUACAUCACACUCUCCUGUCUUCCUCCAGACCCCUCGUCUCUGAUCUCGUUCCCCAAAACUCACGUUUGAUUCCUGACUGCUGGAAUCCACUUCUGCUGCAAACAGCUGAACUCUGCCCAGAUGGAGGACCCAUACAGAGACAGGACGUCUCUGGUCAAAGGCGCUCGUGACAUCGCCAAGGAGGCCAAACGCCACGCCGCCAAGAAGGUCAGCAAAGUGGUGGACCGCGCUUCGAACGAAUACAGCAGCCGCAGCUACAACCGCUUUGAAAAUGAGGACGCCGAUGAAGACUGUUAUCAGGACGGCCAGGCUCAGCGAGAGGAUGACGAGGGAUCCAGCGAUGCCACAGAGGGCCACGACGACGAGGACGAAAUAUACGAGGGCGAGUACCAGGGCGUGCCUGCAGGGGGCGGGGCUACGGAUGGGCGUGGCCAGGUGGCGAUUGGCCAGCUGUUGACGGAUGGAAUGAAGGACAAGCGUGAGCUGGAGAAGGAGAGAGAGGCGGAUGAAGAGGAGCUGGCGCAGCAGUACGAGCUCAUCAUCCAGGAGUGUGGACACGGACGCUUCCAGUGGCAGCUGUUCUUCGUGUUGGGCCUGGCGCUCAUGUCUGACGGGGUGGAGGUGUUCGUGGUGGGCUUUGUGCUGCCCAGUGCUGAGACGGACAUGUGUGUGCCCAACUCUGGAGCCGGAUGGCUGGGCAGUGUGGUGUAUCUGGGAAUGAUGGUGGGAGCGUUCUUCUGGGGCGGUCUGUCAGAUAAAGUGGGUCGCCGUCAGUGUCUGCUGGUGUGUAUGUCAGUCAACGGCUUCUUCUCCUUCCUGUCGUCCUUCGUUCAGGGCUACAGCACCUUCCUCUUCUGCAGGAUGCUCUCGGGGUUUGGGAUUGGCGGUGCGGUUCCCAUCGUGUUCUCAUAUUUCGCCGAGUUCCUGGCCCGUGAGAAGCGCGGGGAACACCUGAGCUGGCUCUGUAUGUUCUGGAUGGUGGGCGGGAUCUACGCCUCAGCCAUGGCCUGGGCCAUCAUUCCACACUACGGCUGGAGCUUCAGCAUGGGUUCAGCGUAUCAGUUCCACAGCUGGCGUGUGUUUGUGGUCGUCUGUGCGUUGCCUUGUGUUUCGGCGGUCGUGGCACUCACAUUCAUGCCAGAGAGUCCUCGCUUCUACCUCGAGAUUGGAAAGCAUGACGAAGCGUGGAUGGUCCUCAAACAGAUUCAUGACACCAACAUGCGUGCGCGCGGAGAGCCUGAGAAAGUGUUUACUGUGAACCGUAUAAAGAUCCCCAGGCAGCUGGACGAGCUGGUGGAGAUGCAGUCCGAGUCAGCAAACCCUGUGGCCAAAGUCUUCUUCAGGAUCAAGAGAGAACUGCGCGGAAUCUGGCUCACGUUCAUGAAGUGCUGGGAUUACCCCGUCAAGGACAACACUGUGAAGCUGGCCGUGGUUUGGUUCUCGCUGUCCUUCGGGUACUACGGUCUGUCUGUCUGGUUUCCUGACGUCAUAAAGCACCUGCAGGCGGACGAGUACGCGUCCCGUGUGAAGAUCCACAACAACGAGAGGAUCGAAGAUUUCACCUUUAAUUUCACCCUGGAGAACCAGAUCCAUAAGAACGGAGUGUUUAUCAAUGACAGAUUCAUUGGCAUGAAGUUUAAGUCUGUGAGUUUCAUCGACUCCAGCUUUCAGAGCUGUUACUUUGAGGACAUCAGCUCCAUCGGUUCCUUCUUCAAGAACUGCACCAUCAUAGAAGCCUUCUUCUAUAAUACAGACAUCGACGACUCGAAAUUCAUCGGCUCCUCUGUGAUCAACUCCACGUUUGCGCACAACAAGACCGGCUGCCAGAUGACGUUUGAUGACGACUACAGCGCGUACUGGGUGUAUUUCAUCAACUUCCUCGGCACGCUAGCCGUCUUGCCAGGCAACAUCGUCUCGGCCCUCCUCAUGGAUAAAGUGGGCCGUCUGAGCAUGCUAGGCGGCUCGAUGGUGUUGUCUGGCAUCAGUUGUUUCUUUCUGUGGUUCGGCACCAGUGAGUCCAUGAUGAUAGCGAUGCUCUGCCUUUAUAACGGACUCAGUAUAUCGGCCUGGAACUCACUGGACGUGGUGACGGCCGAACUGUAUCCCACCGACAGGAGAGGAACUGGCUUUGGCUUUUGUAACUCCAUGUGUAAGCUGGCCGCAGUCUUGGGGAAUCUAAUAUUUGGGUCAUUGGUGGGAAUCACGAAAUCCAUCCCGAUCCUGUUGGCGUCGUCUGUGCUGGUCGCUGGAGGCCUGGUGGGUCUGCGGCUCCCCGACACACGCUCCAACGUCCUCAUGUGACCCCACCACACCUGUGACCUCUGACCCUGAGUCAUCACAGAAACACGCUCAGGGUGCAGGUGGAGGCGACGACGAUGUGUUUGCUUUAUUUGUUAAUUUAAAGUGUGUUAUUCGUUCAUUUAGAAAUGUACCCAGUUUAGAUCAAAACUAAAUUCGAUUUUAGACGGUGAGUUUUUGACCUAAUCUGGGUGGGCACUAUUAUUAUUUUUAAUUAUUUAUUUAAAUUUGUAUUAUUGUAUUAUUUUAUCUUUAUUAUUUUUAGCUGAACACACACAAAAAAAAAAAUUCAGGUGAUUUUAAUGUUGGGUUUUUUUUAUAUUAAAGUGUUAAUUUUUUGGUUUUAAAUUAUGCUUUUUAACCCAAACGAGAGUAAAAAAAAGGUCAUUUAGAGAUGUAGAGAUUAGCUUUUUUUGUUAGCAUUGGUCUGAUUCUCCAGUGGCUUCCACCGGAAUAUUUCUUAAACAAGACGAUAACGAUUAUCCAGUUUACAUUUUCUGCUUUUUAUAAAGAUUUAGUUAACAGACGAACACCGACACGCUUUAACUUCAUUCUUGCCUUGGUGAACUUGUCAUCGAUUUAGCCCAAACGGACUUCAUUUGGUGUUUUUCUCUUUUAAAGACGUCUUGAUAACCCAGCUACGCUUCCAUGUGCAAAUCUUCCUCGGAAAACUGAAUGGCCUUUGCUUUUUCUCCGUGCCUCCUUCCUGUAAACCCCUCCCGUCAGCUUCUCGUAGGUUGUAGCGAUCCAUCGUUCAGCAGAACUGAGCGUGUGUCCGAUUUAUUUUGGGAUGCUCUACUGCUCCAAUAGCUGGAAAUAUUGUGUUUCAUCACAUUCCACUGGAAGUUCGUACAUGCAGUUGUGCAAUAUGACAGGACGUGAUACCAUCGAAGCCCAUCUCUGCGAAGAUAAAAGUUAAUUGCGACUUUUUAUCAUACACAAUUUUAAAUUUUUUUGCAAGUUAAUAUCUCGCCAUUAACAAUUUGGACCUUUUCUCGCAAUUUUGACCUUUUCUCGCAAUUGGGAGUUUGUCUCACAGUUCUGAGUUUCUAAUGAUUGCAAGGUUAUAUAAUGAACAACAAUUCUGACUUUAUAACUUGCAAUUGUACAUUUAUAUAACAAUAAUGAGAGAAAAUGUCAGAAUUGCUAGAUUGUAUUUCGCAAAACCACGCAACUGCGAGUUUUUGACACACAUUUCUGAAAUAUUUCUUGCAAUUAUGACUUUUUCGCAAUUGCGAAUUUAUAAAACAAUGAUGCAAAAAAAGUCAGAAUUGUGAGUUUCUAUUUAGUUUAUCUCGCAAUUCUGAUUUUUUUCUUGCAUUUCUGUAAUUGAGAGUUUAUGUUUUGCUAUUCUGACUUUAUUAAUCAUAACUGCAAGAAAUAAAGUCAGAAUUACGAGAUAUAAAUUCACAAUUUAGAAUUCUGAUUUCAUAUCUCACAGUUCUGACUUUGUAACAUGCAACUGCAAGUUUUUAACACUUAUUGCAAUUCUGACUUUUUUGCAUUUGUGUAUUUAUAUAACAAUGAUGCGAGAAAAAGUCAGAGUUGCAAGUUUCUAUCUUGCAAUUCCGACUAUUUCUCACAAUUGCAAGUUUAUCUAGUAAUUCAGAUUUUCUUGCAUUUUUACAGUUUUGAGUUAAUCUCCUGCUAUUCUGACUUUAUUAAUCAUAACUGCAAGAAAUAAAUUUAGAAUUUUUCUCACAAUUCUGAUUUUAUAUCUCACAGUUCUGACUUUGUAACAAGCAACUGCAAGUUUUGACACACAUUUCAGAAUUUUUCUUGUAAUUCUGAAUUUUUCUCGCAAUUUUGAACUUAUAUAACAAUGAUGACAGAAAAAGUCGGAAUUGUAAGUUUAUAUCUCGCAAUUCCGAAUAUUUCUCACAAUUGCAAUUGUGAUUUUUUUCAUUGCAUUUCUGCAAUUGAGUUUAUAUCAUGCAAUUCUGUUAAAAUAAAAACAGUCCGAAUUGUAUGAUAAAAAGUUGCAAUUACCUUUUUUUACAGUAAAUGGGCUUCCAUAUGAAACGCCCGCAUCCUAGAAAAUAAAAAGCCAUUCAGCCUGGUCUGGUCUUUAUGACGUACAGACUCUGCUGCUGCUGUCUACAUGCACUGAAGUAUACACUAAACACCAGAAACAGACUCCACACAAGUAAACUAGUCCGCUGCGUCAACACUGAGAUAUUACAGAUGGAGUUUGCAUUCACGGACUUGGGUAUACAUAUGUUUCUGGCCUAAUUUAAUAAUAUUUUAUUGUGUGUAUGUCAGGAAAGUAAUUUGUUUUGAACCCAUCAUGGGUGAAAACAUUUGCUGUACUCGUCUAAAUGUUGUAAAGUGUUGCCUGUUGAGUUUGAAACAUUAUUUUGCAUUGUCAGAUGUGUAUGCUAAUGUCUCCUCAUGUGUAUGUGUAGAUAUCUUGUAUUUAAUGAACAUUAUUUUCUGUCUGUAGAUGUUUUUUUUUGUCUGGUUGUGUGAUUUUCUGGGUGUUAUUUAAGCUGACAAGAGUAUUCAGUGUCAUACAGGUAUUUAUUAUUAUUAUUAUUAUUAUUAUUAUUAUUAUUAUUAUUAUUUAAUGUACAAGUUUGAACAAAUUCCGGUCUUGUUUUUUUUUUUUUUUUUUUUUUUUUUUACAAAAUCAUUUGGCCUAUAUGAAAAAUUUGAAAAACGUGUGAUAUCUUGUGGUUAAAUGCACCCAUGCAUGUGAAUAUUGAUACUUUGUGUUGCAGUGAUUUGUUAAUCCUGAUUUGAAAGAUGAAUGUAUCAUUAUUGUGAGCGUGUGAUGUUGUUCUGAAAUGCGUUUGGAUUGGUUGUGGAUCUUGCAAAUUCAUUUUGUCGAAGUGUCUGUGUUGCCACUGGCCAAAUAUCUCAGAUAUAUCUGAUUUUAUUUUGAAAAGAAAGAAAAAAGUGCCAUGUACAGUGUGAAUGGAAACUGAAGUGGAUUCGCUCUGGAUCCAGAUGUACUGCUAUUAAAGAGUUUCAUUAUAAGA
Molecule: messenger RNA, 6003 nt
Organism: Carassius auratus (goldfish)
Lineage: Eukaryota; Metazoa; Chordata; Actinopteri; Cypriniformes; Cyprinidae
Product: synaptic vesicle glycoprotein 2C
Exons: 13
Coding region: 845-3025 (726 amino acids)
Biological process (GO): chemical synaptic transmission; transmembrane transport
Cellular component (GO): synaptic vesicle membrane
Molecular function (GO): transmembrane transporter activity
Source: RefSeq, a predicted model, not a curated record